AUGUUAUCAUGUGCGAUAAGCACGGAACUCCGCUUUGUCUCCUCCCCAGGCUCAACUGAAGCCUUGCUUUCUACAUCUACUCGAAUACUUCCCUCCAACUUCUACCUGCAAGCCCUGUCAAAUCUCAAACAGCAGGGCAAGAUGGCGAAUAGCGCCCUCAUUCCCUUCCUGGUCACGAUGAUGCUCGUGACCGGGGUGUGCAACACCAUUCUCAACAAAUACCAGGACAUGCAAUGUGUGCGAAAUUGCGACUCCUCAGAUCCCAGUCACCGGAAGCUGUUCGAGCAGCCCGUCAUUCAAACAGCGCAGAUGUUUAUCGGAGAAAUGGGCUGCUGGCUAGUCGUUGCUCUGACCUUCCUCUACCGCCAAUACAUCGCACCCAGAUUAUCAAGCGGUCCCUCCCCUCUCCUAGCAGGCGGAUACCACCCGAUCAGCGGCGAGGCCAACGACGAAGAUCACCCAGACGAACUGGACGAUGACACACACAAGCCCAUUGAUGACCGCAUCCCACUUCGCGGAUGGAAGAUCCUUCUCCUGGCUGCCCCUUCGAGCUGCGACAUCGCCGGCACGACUCUCAUGAAUGUUGGCCUUCUCUUUGUGGCAGCGAGUAUCUACCAAAUGACCCGUGGUGCUCUCGUCCUUUUUGUCGGUCUGUUCAGUGUUUUGUUCCUGCGCCGCAAGCUUUACCUGUAUCAAUGGAGCGCGCUAUUCGUCGUCGUUCUCGGCGUGGCAGUUGUCGGUCUAUCGGGUGCUUUGUUCAGCGGUGAUUCAGGACACGAUAUCACGCAAAAUGCCCAGAGGGCUCUCAUGCAUGCUCGUGCGGUGGCCCGAACCCCAGAGGCCGUCCAAACUGUUAUUGGUGUAUUGCUUAUUGCUGCCGCGCAGAUCUUCACGGCCUCGCAGUUCGUGCUUGAGGAGUGGAUUUUGGAAAAUUACGCCAUGGAUCCCAUCCAGGUCGUUGGAUGGGAGGGCGUCUUCGGAUUCUUGGUCACUCUUGUCGGGAUGGUGAUUAUGUAUAUCAUAGUUGGAAGCACUGAUGCUGGCCGCUAUGGAUACUUCGAUAUCAAGGAGGGUUGGAGCGAGGUUGUUCACAACCGUGCUAUUGCUGUAUCAAGUCUGUUGAUCAUGAUAAGUAUUGGUGGCUUCAACUUCUUUGGUCUGUCUGUCACCCGUACUGUCUCCGCUACGUCUCGUAGCACGAUCGACACCUGCCGUACGCUCUUCAUUUGGCUUGUCUCACUCGGUCUCGGCUGGGAGUCUUUCAAAUGGCUCCAAGUGGUUGGCUUUGGGUUGCUGGUCUAUGGAACCUUCCUGUUCAAUGACAUUGUCCGCCCGCCACUCAAGGCUUGUUUGCCCCGCGAACACAGGGAGGGCGAGGUCUUGCUUCCCGAAGACCCCAUUGAGCACAUUUGA
Messenger RNA from Penicillium olsonii, 1413 nucleotides. NCBI's taxonomy places the organism in Eukaryota, Fungi, Ascomycota, Eurotiomycetes, Eurotiales, Aspergillaceae. The record is from the annotation of a GenBank genome assembly.